GGGAGUGCUGCGUCUAAUUUAUUGCUGGCUGAGCCGCCAACAACUCGCUACACUUACAUGAACAUUGCGAUACUCCAGCACUAUAGGCCAGGCUCCACAGAAAACUCAAUGAAUCAAUACGAGGUUUCGCUUUUUACAGCGUUAUUUGCUUUACUUCUUGUGGGUCUAUCAGAGUCAUCCCCCUUGAAUGAGCAAAGUGAAUUCAUCAUGAACCAGUAUAAGUUUCUACAACUUGCCGCCAUCUUCGCUUUUCUUCUUGUAAUUCUGACACAGUCAUCGCCUUUAGACAAAACCAGCCCUGUACAGAAGCGGCAAUCAGCAGACGUGAGACUGGCAGAGUUCAUGGCCUGGAUAGCACUCGCAGGAUGGAUGCCGCCCCGACGGUGUCGAAAGUUUGCCUGUGGGGUCGUCGAUCCGCUUCUAAGUGGCAAAAAGAAAAGAUCUGCAAGAAAUUUGUUGAAAUCAGCGCCAGCGUAAAAAACACUUUAGCAGAAAAAUUCCAAAGAGAAAUCAACAACAAAAACAACUUCAUCGGAUGAAAUUUAUAAAGAUAACAGAAUCUACGAUUAUGUUUUUUGGGAAUGAAUUACUAAAUAUAAUGUAAAUCGUUUAUAAAUAGCUUAACUAAAAUAUUUGCACAUCGGUCUAUGAUUCAAACAAAUUUUUACACAAAAAGGUUCUGUUUAAAAUAAAAACAUUUAAAACUGA
This is a messenger RNA of Physella acuta, 708 nucleotides long. RefSeq lists its product as uncharacterized. The record is from RefSeq and is a predicted model, not a curated record. Lineage: Eukaryota; Metazoa; Mollusca; Gastropoda; Physidae.